Messenger RNA from Suillus discolor, 1600 nucleotides. RefSeq lists its product as uncharacterized. The record is from RefSeq and is a predicted model, not a curated record. The coding region runs from base 278 to 1267 and encodes 329 amino acids. Lineage: Eukaryota; Fungi; Basidiomycota; Agaricomycetes; Boletales; Suillaceae. The transcript has a single exon.
AAGCAUGGUUUGUGGCAUUUUGAACGUGUAGGCACGUGUAUAUCACGUGCUUUGUUUUUCGGUUUGAUCUCUGUCCACGUGCUUUGUUUUUCGACGCGUUCCGGAGUCUGUCAGCCACUUUGCAAAUCCUCCAAGUUGGUGUCAGCCAGCUUGCACUGGACAGUACUAGUAUGAAAACAGUCUAUGUGCGAAUAAGACUACCUCCUUUGUUCCUGCAACCACGAUCAUUUUUUUCUGCGUCGUUUCCACGACGAUUCCACGUUCAUUACCCGCCCGGAUGAUGUCCCUCAGAACCAUCUUCAUAUCUUUUCUUCUUAUCAGCAUAGCCCACGGUAGUCCUAUCGAUUCACCCAGAGAUGACGCACAGCAGGUAGAGACCGUCCCAUUCACCGGGGUUAAUCCCACAGAUCCACCCCUAGCGCACGGCCCUGACGGUCUCCGCCCCGCCUCAGCUGCAAUGGCAAUGAUCAUUGGCGCUGCCCAGUUCAAGGGGAAUGAUGCUCCUGCAACCAUGCCCACACCAUACGAGCAGCACACCACCCCUACGGCUUCCACUGCUUUAUUCCUUUCCCCCACUACCCAUGCGACAGCCUCGCCGACUCCCAGCCUCCACGUCUCCGAAAGCACACCUGAUAUUAAAUCUGCGCCACAAUCAAAUCCCUCUCAGCGCAAUGUCCUCGUCCUCGCCAUUGUUGUCAGUUCUGUCCUCGCUCUCGUGGUCUGCGUCACCAUCGGCAAGUACACUCUCGAGUACCUUCGGAAGGCAAAGCGCAAGUUACGGCUGUCGCAGGAGUCUUGGGGACACAGGGAGAGGCCGUUCCCUUCUGAAGUGCCUGUGCCAGAUACAGAAACGGAGCACCAGAGCUUGAAGACAUUCUCGUUUCCCGGCCAGCCGACCCGCAAGGACGUGCGUCUGUAUGACCCCAACGAACCAUCAUCCAAGCCCACCAUGCGCACCCGGUUCAGCAACCUAAUCGCGUACACUGCGUUCAGGCACCGUGAUCACGACAGCGUCACCACCCAAGACACUGCUUCCUCCGCACCCUACCUUCUCAAUGUCCCCGGCCAUUCAGAUCAUUCUCGUACCAGGAGCGCGCCCAUCAUCACUCACGAUGACUCCAUGGCUACUGUGAAACCUGCCAAGUCUACAGAAUCAGAUUGGGACAUUGCAAGGUCAUAUCGUGUAUCGCAGGCGAGCGCCAAUGUCCCGAGCUCUUUGCUUCCUUCUAGGGGCAGCAGGUUGUCCAGACUCGAUUCGACGUGGUAGUCCUGUCAAUCCAUUGUAUUUCAGAGGUUACUUCUACUGUGGUCAGAAUGGCAGAAAACGAUAGUACGCAAAGGAUCACUGAGUGCAGCAGGCGUGUGGUAUCAAAUUACACAAAUUAUGGAAUAUUUGAAUGAGAAAGGAAUGUAAUAGGGAUUCAUAUGCAAGUGAGGGUGUAUGAAGUCAUUAGGGUUCAGAUCAAUACCAUGCAUUACUUCCGGAGACUAGCAAGCUUCUGCUGCAGACCGGCUAGGGGGUUACCCUUGCGGAUGCGGCAGAUGUACGUGAGCGUGAAAAUUGCACAAACCUGCAAUGCACACAAUUAGCUCAAUAAAA